Messenger RNA from Aspergillus bombycis, 525 nucleotides. RefSeq lists its product as uncharacterized. Lineage: Eukaryota; Fungi; Ascomycota; Eurotiomycetes; Eurotiales; Aspergillaceae. The transcript is spliced from 2 exons. Bases 1 to 525 code for a protein of 174 amino acids. The record is from RefSeq and is a predicted model, not a curated record.
AUGGUCCAAAGCGCUACAAGAACCAGCUCCGGGAGUUCCAGUCGUGAAUAUGGCAUCACAUUCGAAUGUGCGCCUCCCUCUGCCGUUCGUCCCGGCGUUCCCUUGACCCUACCGGUGAUCGUUGCGGUUCAACCUGUCGGUGCCCCCAGAGACAGUUCUGUGCAGCAGCUGGUUGUGAAUGUGUCGCUACGGAAUGAGUCGGGAACCGCAGCUUGUCCCGGACUAACCGGCACAUUGACGUCGAGUGUACGCAGCCGUCAUGGAAACACUACAGCUGGGUUUGGAAGAUUUAGCCGACUUACCAUCGCACAGCCAGGACGAUAUCGACUGCGAGUAAUGUUGGGCGCUGCUUCAGCCAGUGGAGUAACGACGCGAGAUUAUAUUGAUUCGUGCGUCAUUGAGGUUCAUGCUGGUGCUCCGCCAGUUCAGCGGCCAACCCCAUCACAGAUCACAAAACUCCAAAGCCUGAUCCCAGAGAACAUCGACCUGUCGGCAGGUGAGAUUGCAGCCUGGCAGCAAGCUUAG